This is a messenger RNA of Ipomoea nil (Japanese morning glory), 1741 nucleotides long. Its product is annotated as pectin acetylesterase 9. Bases 231 to 1514 code for a protein of 427 amino acids. Lineage: Eukaryota; Viridiplantae; Streptophyta; Magnoliopsida; Solanales; Convolvulaceae. The record is from RefSeq and is a predicted model, not a curated record. Gene Ontology annotation, molecular function: hydrolase activity. The transcript is spliced from 12 exons.
CGUUUGGAAAAUUGAUUGAAUAGAAAUGGGUCUCCCGAGUCCCCGUCUGGCCGUCUCUUCACUCUUUUCCUCUCCGAAAAUAGUUCUCAUUCCGUUAUCCUUUCUGUAAAUUUACAGAUUAUUUUGUUACUAUUUAAUUUCACACUUUCAGCUUCAACAUCAAGGAGGUAAGAACAGAAUCCCUUUCGUCACGGUCUGGAUCGGAGGUAGCGGAACGGUCUGAAAUAACAAUGAAUGUGAAUGCGGCGAUAGUGGUGUAUGGCUUGGUUCUGCUAACGUCCACGCCGUGGUGCAUUUGCUCGCCGGCGGUGAGGGAGGAGCGGCUUCUGGUGAACAUGACGCUGGUUCAAAACGCUUCGGCUUUCGGAGCUUAUUGCUUGGACGGAAGUUCGCCGGCGUAUCACCUUCACAGAGGAUUCGGCGCCGGAGCUCAGAAUUGGCUUUUGCAGUUUGAGGGUGGUGGGUGGUGCAACGACAUCAAAUCAUGUUUGGACAGAUCAACAACUAAGCGUGGAUCAACGAAUUUUAUGACCAAGUGGGAGGUCUUUUCCGGCAUUCUCAGCAACAACGCCUCUCUAAACCCAGAUUUUUAUAAUUGGAAUAGGGUGAAGAUCAGAUAUUGUGAUGGAGCAUCAUUUGCUGGAGAUUCUAAAUUUGAUAAUGGGACAAUAUUGCUUUAUUUCAGAGGACAGAGAAUUUGGCAAGCUAUUAUACAUGAUCUCCUUCCAAAAGGUUUAGGCCAUGCGAGAAAGGCUUUGCUUUCUGGCUGCUCAGCUGGUGGUCUGUCAACUUUUCUGCACUGUGACAACUUCACUAGUUAUCUGCCCAAGAACACCAGUGUUAAAUGCUUGAGUGAUGCUGGGUUCUUCCUAGAUGAGUAUGCUUUCUGCUUAUUUGGAAUUAAAACAUUUGAUUUCUUUUUCAUGCUUCAUUUAAUGACAGUCUCUGUCAUUUUCAGGAGAGAUGUGAGUCUAAACUACACCAUGAGAUCUUUCUACCAGAACAUGCUUUUCCUACACGGAGCAGGACACACUCUCAACAAAAAUUGCACUGAUUCUCUUUUACAUCCUCAACUGUGCAUCUUCCCACAGUAUGCAUUACCAUACAUCCAAACUCCGUUUUUCAUCUUAAACUCUGCAUAUGAUGUGUACCAAUUUCAUCACAUACUGGUUCCACCUUCUGCUGAUCCUCGAGGACAUUGGAACCACUGCAAACUCAACCCAGCAGCCUGCACUCCAUUACAGCUUAGAACUCUUCAAGGGUUUAGAAGAGACAUGCUUGCAGCUCUCAGAGUUUUCUAUUACUACUCGAGAAGGGAUGGAAUGUAUAUAAAUUCAUGUUUUGCUCAUUGUCAAAGUGAGACUCAAGAUACUUGGUUUGCUGUUGAUUCUCCCCGAAUACGCAACAAGACUAUUGCAGAGGCAAUUGGGGACUGGUACUUUAGCAGAAGAGUAAGCAAGGAGGUUGAUUGUGCAUAUCCCUGUGAUUCUACUUGCCAUAAUAUCAUUGGCUAAUUAACAUAAAUACAUCUAGAUCAGAAGACACUGAUGUAGUAGAUAGUAUACAGUUUUGGUUUCUUGAUAUAUACUCUCAUCUUACACAAAGGAGGAGAAGAUUACAAGAAAUACACUACUCACAUUCAUAGUCGAUCUAACAUUAAUCAUUACACACAUUUCUAUAUUGAUUGGUUUUUAUCAAUGAAUAAGAGCAGCCAUUUGAGUGUUGGGUUCAUCUUUGAUCU